This is a messenger RNA of Anopheles maculipalpis, 5268 nucleotides long. RefSeq names its product adenylate cyclase type 10-like. Gene Ontology annotation, molecular function: adenylate cyclase activity. Gene Ontology annotation, biological process: intracellular signal transduction; cyclic nucleotide biosynthetic process. Lineage: Eukaryota; Metazoa; Arthropoda; Insecta; Diptera; Culicidae. The record is from RefSeq and is a predicted model, not a curated record. Gene Ontology annotation, cellular component: cytoplasm.
AUGCUGGAAUUAAUGCCUUUGUCCAAAGUGGAUGUCGGAUCGGCCCGACUCAAGAAAGCGGUUGAUAAGGAAUUGUUCAUUUCACGAUGUCGAAACCGUUUGAAGGGGAAAAAGAACCUAAAAAAGUACCUUCCAGAACGGUUCAGCUUCCUUUACCAGUUCCUCUGGAACCAGAUGCCAUCCAACCUGUACGAAAACAUCAUGGGAAAGUUAAACAAAUCGCAUCAGGAAUUUAAAACGAAAGUCAUCAGUUCGAUGGUACCGGACGAGGUACUAUACAGUCCGGAUGAUUACAAAACUAGCAAAUUUAUGACCGCAAUAAUGUUUGUCGAUGUUUCCGGUUUUACUGAUCUUUCCGAAUUGUACCACAAUCCCGAAAAUGGUGGAGCGUCCAAACUGUCCCAAGUCCUAAACACCUACCUCGGUGGGAUUGUGAACGAAAUUCUAGGUCACGGUGGAGACAUUCUUAAAUUCUCUGGCGAUGCGAUCCUGGUGCUGUUUAAGGCCAACUCGUCCGUAUCGCUACCUGAUGCGAUUCAUCGUGCGAUCGAUACAGCAAUCAUUAUACAGCUUUCCUAUGGACGCUACAAGACAGACGUCGGUGUAACGUUGCGGAACAAGAUCGCCAUUUCAGCUGGCGAGGUACAUUUUUCCCUGGUGGGAGAUGGUUCCUUUUCUCACUAUGUUGUUGCCGGUCAACCGGUAUGGAAAGUGAAGCUGGCGGAACGUAUGGCACUGGCGGGUGAUAUUAUCGUUACAUACUAUGCGUGGAGCUACAUCCACGAUAAUGAAUAUGUUUGGGAGUCGUGCGCGGAUCGAAUGCAUCUCAAGAUCAAAGGAUUUACCAGCUAUUGGCGUUCGACGAAGCGGUUAAACUUUGUGGAUGCAUCGUACCGAGAUGAUACAGAGGGUGACGAUAUUUAUGUGCAGGACGAUGCAAUUAAGAUUGAUAGCGAAAUGAUUGCCAUUCGCCCUCGUCUUAAAUAUGUAACACCACACAUUGUGUCAUCGUCAUUGCAAAAGUUUCUCAUUAAACCCGUCCUGAAUGCGGUCGAAAACAACGAACCACUCGAGCUGUUAACCGAAAUGCGUCAAAUAGUGACGGUAUUUUUGAACAUCGUACUGAAACCACGGGAUGUUGUGGCGCUGAUCAAGGAAAUUAAUUCCAUUUUCACCACCGUUUGCAAGAUCGUCGAAGGAUACGAAGGAAUCGUAAAUAAACUUUCCCUGUUCGACAAGGAUGUUAUGUUUCUUAUAAUUUUUGGAUUGCGCGGACUGAAGCAUGAGAUGGACAGUCAGCUUGCAUUGCACUGUGCUUGCGAAAUACAGGACACGUACGCGAAAAAUCCAUCGAUCAUUUCGGCCUCGAUCGGCAUUACUACCGGCAUCGCAUACUGUGGUAUCGUUGGACACACGGUGCGGCGCGAAUAUUCUGCGAUUGGUGUGCAUGUUAACAAAGCGGCCCGAUUGAUGAUGGCUUACCCGCAUAAGGUGACCUGCGAUAAGAGUACUUUCAUGAUGAGUAAACUGGACCCUGCUCACUUCACGCUGCAAGAUGCAAUUCAGCUGAAGGGAUUGCACAAUGUAGGGCCAAUUUAUGAGUUUCGGGAAUUUAUUGCGGAACGUGAGCUGCUUAAGCCAAUGGUCUACAACUACCCGCUAGUUGAUCGUGAUCAGUUUAUCGAAAUCUUUCAGGAAAUGAUCGACGAUGGUAUGGUUAUUGCCCAGCAAUGCACACGGAGCAAUUUUCCAAACGAGCAGUGUAUUCAAAAUUGCCUUCUGAUACGCGGUGAAGCGCAGAUGGGUAAAACACGGUUGGUGAAUGAAUUUUUCUACAUCGCGCUACGAAACAAACACAUCAGCUCGUUAUGUUUUUCGCUUACAUUGAAAGAUUCAAAGGUAUGUAAGAUAUGCGUUGUGUUGGGUGUUGGUUGCAGAACAAUUAUGUUUGCUUACGUCCAGAAACCAUAUUCUGCGGCCAGCCUUUGCAUUUCACGUCCGCUUGGAUUCACCGAAACGAUAACGACCGUUACAAGACAAAAUCGCAUGAAGCUAUACCUAAGGGAGCAUCAGAUGGAGCAACAUUUAUCACUGUUGAACGACAUCCUUGGCACGAAUUUUAUCGAAACGGAAGCGACUGCCAGUUUAAGCAAAACGGAGCAAUAUUCCGCUAGAAAAGAUCUGUUCCGGUUCCUCUGUCAAAAGACGUUUCAAAACCUCUGGGUGCUAAUAAUCGACGACGCAGAAUUCAUAGACGACGAAUCGUUCGAUCUGUUUGACGUCAUCUGGGAAAUGCCACAGAUCAUUACGGUGCUAACGGUGGGCUACCAGAAGCGGCUGAGCCCGGUACGUGUUCGCGUACUCGACGGUCCCACCGUGUGCCAAGUGAAGCUGCCACCGAUCGAAACGUUGCUACACAAAGCGGUCGCUUGCCAAUUUCUGAACGUUAAUGCUAUUCCGCUGGACCUGGAACGGCUAUUGCACACCAUCAGCAACGGGAAUCCAGGUUGGAUCAAUACGUUUCUGCUCUGCUUACGUCAGAGCGGUAUCCUGCGCGUAAAGCGUAUGGGUUACUGUGAAGCCCAGACCGAAGGGUACGUGUUUUGCGAUUCGUCGUUCCUGCAGCGGGACAGUAUCAAGUCCAGCUCCACACUACGGCCGAGCCUCUCCGAUUGGCGGCUGUUCGAAUCGUCGUUCGAUACGGGCGAUACGUCGCUUUACCCGGGCGAUCAGACACCUUCGCUAUUUAACAAGAUCGUAGACGUUGCGUACCUGACGGACGCGGUCGACACGAAGGAUUACUACACCUCCCGCAACCUGGAAGCGUUCCAUCUGAUGCUGUACGAUUCGCUGUCCGCCUUCGAGCAGCUCGUAUGCAAAUGUGCCGCCUUUUUGGGGCAAAAGUUUCUGCGCGCCUCGCUAAUGUACACGAUGGCUACCGAGAGUGAAUGGGAUGUGGCGAUCGCAAUGAAGAAACUGUUUGACCUUCAAAUCCUAUCGUGCGCAAUCGGUGACUUUAGCGAAGGUUUCCGGCUAGCGCAGCGGAACGUGAACAGCAGCUGGUUGGGGCGCGGCGAAUGCGCCUGCAUUGCUCUGGAGAUAGAUCGUGCCUGCAAAGACCUUCCAAAGUACGCGGUAUGCGGGUACUCUAAAUUCAAUUCCAGUGAGUUCCACAGCACGGUGUAUAAUCUGGUAACAGUGCAACAGAAAAAGCAGUACCACAGCAAUGCAUUGGAGUUUAUUGAAUGUGAAACCAAAAAAUGUAAUUCUUGUGGAGCUGUUCCGUUUAAGAACUUGAUGAGCUGCGAAGAAACAUACGAGGUGCAGGUUGGAUGUCAAAGACCAGAAGAACCGGAUGGCAAUGAAUUGCUGCUACAGUAUAGUACGAGUAGAUUUUCUUUGUACUCCUCUCAACAAUCAUUCAUAUUCGACUGCUUCAGACGGCGCCGUAGCUCAUCGCGACGUGCACCGGUCCUCAGCUACAAAGCGUACAGCUUUGUCUCCUGCAACUGUAACAUGAUCCUGUACAGUAUGUUUAGCGAGAUAGUGCUGCACAGCAAAGGUGCAGGAAUGUUGGAGAAAUGUGUCGAGGCCAACAUCGAAUGGGCACGGAUCUGCAUCAAACUGUCCAACAUUCCGAAAGCGAUCUCUAUUCUUGAGGAUGCAGCAAAAAUGAUGACGCAAAUCGAUACAGUAGAAAACAUUGCACUGGUUACCUACCUAAAGGGCCGUCUUUAUACACUAGAGGCAAAAGGAAGGUAUUGUUUGGAGCAGUUUGAACGUUCCUUGGAGCUGUACUACCUAGCUUCUCGAACACUUGGAAUGCAUUUUCCACGUUACCGGUCCUUGGUUCGAUUGAAGAGCAAAUAUUAUUUGGCGAAGGUGAAAAAGUAUCUUGAUCCUAAGGGUCAAGAAAAAACGCCAACCACCAAAAGUCUCUUUUAUAGCUUGAUCGUAUCGCAGAUCGCUAGCUGCUUCAAUGGUAUGCAUAAGCUCUUUGUGAAGUUGCGCGACUGGGAUCGAGCUACGCUUGCUGCCAUUUGGGGUCUAAAGCAUGCUCUACGUCACCGGAAGAGUAGUACCGUGCUGGUGAAGUCAUUUGCCAACUUUUUCCAUACAGCCUAUCACGUUGGAUUCUCGGAGAGCACAGCCUGGAUGCAGGAACGUUCGCUGGAAAUUGUUGCCGAUAAUGUGCGUCGAAUCGAUUCGGACUAUCUGGAUGCAAUUGUCCGUUUCUAUACGGCACUUUUUCUUUGCCAGACCAUACGUUCGAAGAAGGUUCUUUCGAUCGAACUUGGCAAGGUUGUGCUACAAAUAAACGAUAGGCUGCAGUACCAAUCUUGCGAAUGGGACAUCAUUCCCAUACUUUGUGAAGUUUUACUAUCGAAUCGAAGAAUUGCCGAAACGGUGCAAACGCUUUGGACGCUUCAGAAGCUGAUCAUCCAUCAGCAGUACCGUACGGGACACAUCUGGUACUAUGCGAUCUGUCUCGAUGUUCUGCUCGAUACCAGCUGCUGCAUUGAGUCGUACCGAAGGUGUGAGAAUUUCUACUUCAAAAAUCGUGAAUCCUUCCUGGCCCAGCGCAACAGCUUUGCCAGCGCACGGCUGUUUGCAAACCUGUGGCUGUGGUGCGUCCGUUACGGUGCCUGGGUAGCGGCCGACAAUUGGUUGGUGUUGUUGCGUGAAAAUUUUGUGCUGAGCGUGCAUGAUUCUACGAUCAACAUCAAUACAGCGAUCCGAAUCGUCGAAGGUAUGGUGCUUACGCUGAUCUACCACAUAGAGGCACGUAACACGGCCCAGAUACGGAAGGUGCGGACUGGGAUCGAGACGCUGCUAGGAAGCAUCGAGCAGGCGCUUUCCAUCAACCGGAAUCACGUGGCACGGUUCGAGCUGAUGCGUAUCUACUACCGCAAAGUGGUCGAUCCUGCCGCUGGUAACGUUCGGCGGCAGUUGGCUGCGGCCGCCAAACGGGCCCAGAGUCGGAACGAUCAUCUCUGCCACGAUCAUAUCCAGCACACGGCCAAGUUUUGGAAUCGGGAGUUACCGCCGGCGUUGGAAACCUUCUGGCUGGAUCACGCUGCCGGAAGUGAUCGUAUGGACGGUACGAGCCGCAGCCAGAGCUUUGCGGCCGGCUCACUAUUCGACAUCAGCAGCGAGCAGCUGUACGACUAUACCAGCUGUAUUUUGCAUCACGAACAGAUCUACCCGUAUUCAUUGCCACUGUCAAGAGCUCGUUGAAUAAUGUAUCAGAUUGUCCGGAAGAUAUCA